Messenger RNA from Gadus chalcogrammus (walleye pollock), 534 nucleotides. RefSeq lists its product as uncharacterized. The record is from RefSeq and is a predicted model, not a curated record. The transcript has 4 exons. NCBI's taxonomy places the organism in Eukaryota, Metazoa, Chordata, Actinopteri, Gadiformes, Gadidae. Bases 1 to 399 code for a protein of 132 amino acids.
AUGGCAACCAAUGUCGAGGAAUCAAAACCGAUCAAUUUUGUGAGUCAAGAUGAAAUCUGGAAGACACGUCUUAAGGUCGAGAAAGAGUCAUCCAAAAUCUGGCCUCAUAAGUGGGGCUUUCUCUCAGAAGUCUAUAUAGAGAGCCAGAGGAAGGGGGCGGGACUGAGGGAGGCGGCCGGGGAGCUGGACCUCCCACCUCAUCUGAGGGCACGCCCCCCGACCCCCGCCGAAAAAUACAUCCAUGUAAGCCCCUCCCCUCCUGUACCCCAGACAACUCAGGCUUUGAUUGGCUGGAGGUCUUCCCAGCCACAUCUCCAGCUAGAGGUCUAUGGCAAGGAGACCCAUGGGAGGCGGAGCUUCCUGAAGGAACUGGGCUGGACCCUAGAAUCUUGCACCUGAUUGGAUAACUGACCUCAUGGACAUGGACCCGGAGUGCUGUGGGAUCCAGUCAAAAUGCUGAAUGUAGAUUGUAGAUUAAAUAUUUCAGUUUGAUCCACCACUAAAUCAUUUCUUGGUUUAUUGUUGAAAUAUUUG